AUGGAUUCAGGGGAUGGCUCUGUUUCAAGAUGGUUGUGUCGAAAUUGUAAGCGUCCCAUUACCAAAUUGAGAAACACAACUUGUGAAUGUGGGUGUGAAACAUGGGUAGACGAUCGAACUCACGAGAAAUGGCCUUUCGUUGUGGAUAUACCAUUAGGGAUUCCUCCACUUACUGUUGAGGGUGAAAACAACAAAGGUCCAAGUCUUCUAAGUGAUGACGAGGAGUCUGAAGAGGAAUAUGAAGUUACUGAGAAUAUUGGAGAGGAUGGAAGGAAAAGAAGAAUGACGGAGCCUUCUAGAGAGGAGGUGGAGACUGAACUUGAUGUUGUUAACGUUGCGGAGGAGGAGGAGGAAGAGUUGGAGAAGGAUGAGGAGGACGAGGAGACUGAUCCUGAUGUUGUUAUUGUUGAGGAGGAUGAAGAAGAGGAGAGUGAUCCUGAUGUUGUUAUCGUUAUGGAAGAGGAAAAUGAGGAGAUGGAGAGUGAUCCUGAUGUUGUUAACUUUGUGGAGGAGGAGGUGGAUACUGAACCUGAUGUUGUUAACGUUGUAGAGGAGGAUGAGGAGGGAGAGAGUGAUCCUGAUGUUGUUAUGGUUACGGAGGAGGAGGAUGAGCUGGUGGAGAGUGAUCAUGAUGUUGUUAACGUUGCGGAUGAAGAGGAGGUGGAGACUGAGCCUGAUGUUGUUAACAUUGUGGAUGAGGAGGAAGAGAGUGAUCCUAAUGUUGUUAUUGUUAUGGAGGAGGAUGAGGAGGACGUUGAGAGUGAUCCUGAUGUUGUUAACGUUGCGAAAGAGGAGGAAGAUGUGGAGACUAAACUUGAUGUUGUUAAUGUUACGAAGGAGGAGAAGGAUAAUGGGGAUGAGGAGAGUGCUCCUGAUGUUGUUAUCAUUAAGGAGAAGGCGGGGCUCCUGUGUUGA
This is a messenger RNA of Solanum tuberosum (potato), 915 nucleotides long. RefSeq names its product FK506-binding protein 5-like. Lineage: Eukaryota; Viridiplantae; Streptophyta; Magnoliopsida; Solanales; Solanaceae. The transcript has 2 exons. Bases 1 to 915 code for a protein of 304 amino acids. The record is from RefSeq and is a predicted model, not a curated record.